Thlaspi arvense is the source of this 1671-nucleotide messenger RNA. The record is from the annotation of a GenBank genome assembly. NCBI's taxonomy places the organism in Eukaryota, Viridiplantae, Streptophyta, Magnoliopsida, Brassicales, Brassicaceae.
AUGGCGGAGAAAAAACUUAACUUUGAUGCACCUCUUCUUUCCACAAGGCGUAUGAAGAAAGAAGCAGUGUCUGUGCGCACAAACAUGGCAAAGAAGCUUACUGAUGAUGACUCCAACACAAGUGAAUCCCUUUCUGUUCCUGUUCUUGUCCAAGACAUGAGCUUAAAUCAGGUUCCGGAAUCUGCCUCUGUUCCGUUCAAAUGUCCCUUGGAGAAAGCCAUUGAUGGAAACCUCACAAGACAACAGAGUUCAAAGGGUAAACAGGUUGAAGAAGAAGAAGAAGAAGAAAGUGAAGCUGAUGAUGAUGAUGUCUUCUCUGAUGCCGUUGAUACAUUGUCUCUCAAGCUUAGCCUAGAUGAUGGUGAUGUUGAAGCAACAACGCCGCCAAUAUCAUCCGAGGUUUCUCAGUCGUCUCGGGAUUUCAUGCUGAAUCGUUUCUUACCCGCCGCGAAAUCCAUGACUGUGGUGGAGCAACAACCUCAAUACGCUUUGAAGCGACAACAAAUCCCAGUCAUGUCUGAACCAAUGAGACAAAUCAGAGAUAUAGUACCAGCGGAGAACCGUGCAACUCCUAAGAGGUAUGAGUAUAAUACCACUCCAUCUUAUUAUCAUGGCAUAGACGAUGAAGAAAGCGAUGAAGAUGAUGAUGACGACGAUGAAGCUUCUGAGUAUCUUUCUAGGAGAGGCUGUGGUAUGUCACCACAAGUGUGCUUUAAAAAUUCACUUGGUAUGUUGAGCUCAGUGCAUGGCCUUAAAGAGAAACCUUACUCCCAAAGAACCUCAAGCCAUGAUCAAGUGAAGUCAAGCAAGGUCGCUCAGCUCAAAUCUCGGUUUCAAUCUGUGAAAAAGCUCGCUCUUGAUUACAAGCAAAAGUUGGGAAGCAAAGGUCAAUCUCCAGUACACCCUAGUGUUGGGAAGAAGUUUAACUUUGGAUCUGAACAAUUUGAAUCAAACCUGAGUACUGCAAGUAUGCCAUCAUCUCCUUACAGACAAAUUGGCUCUAUGUCACCGUAUCGCAGUGUAGGAAGCUGUUCCCCUCUUCACCCUGCGGGUUUCCCAGGGACUCGUAAAGAAGCAGAGAUUAUGAGAGCUAAUAGGUUGAACAAGCAUAUCAGAAACACACGCAAGUCUCAGGACUUGCUCUAUCCAAAAAGCACAAGACUUGACUGUUCUACAAGCUCUGUCAUGGAAAAGACAUUAUAUGUUGACACAGAGAAUUCUCCAAAGACCAGCAACGAUGAGGGUAACCCACAUGUCAAGAUCUUGCUAGAAACCAUGGAAACAAUUUCAGAGGAACCAGAAACGGCAGGAAACAAACCGAAAGCCAUUCUAGAGCUUGAAGAUGUAGACACUCUUAAUAUCAGCAGUGGAAUCAAGAAGAUGGAGGCAGAUGAGUUGGAAAAGAACAACAGUGGCUGUGCUCUGUCUCAUCUUGCUCCGCCGCCACCCAAAAAGCCUUCUGAUUCUUGGCUUUUGCGUAACCUUCCUUCAGUAAGCUCGAAGAUCCCUUCACGGAGAUACCUGUUUCGUCCCACAAAAAAGGAUCUCGAAGAUAACUCCACAAGUUUGACCAAAUGGGAAACUAUAGUCAAGACUUCUUGUAUGCACAGAGAUCAUAUACGCUAUUCCGAAGAAUUGGUUGCUCGUUCAUCUUUUCAAUCCACAACUUAA